AUGAUUCCCUGCAGAGCUGUGCUGACUUUUGCCCGAUGUCUGAUCCGAAGAAAAAUUGUCACUCUGGACACUCUAGAAGAUACCAAAUUAUGCCGCUGCUUAUCCACCAUGGACCUCAUUGCCCUGGGGGUUGGAAGCACUCUUGGAGCUGGGGUGUAUGUGCUUGCGGGUGAAGUUGCCAAAGCAGACUCUGGCCCCAGCAUUGUCCUGUCCUUCCUCAUUGCUGCCCUGGCCUCCAUGAUGGCUGGCCUUUGCUAUGCUGAAUUUGGAGCCCGAGUUCCCAAGACUGGGUCUGCAUAUUUGUACACUUAUGUUACUGUUGGAGAGCUGUGGGCCUUCAUCACUGGAUGGAAUCUUAUUCUAUCUUAUGUGAUAGGUACCUCAAGUGUCGCAAGAGCAUGGAGUGGCACCUUUGAUGAACUUCUUAGCAAACAGAUUGGUCAGUUUUUCAGGACAUACUUCAAAAUGAAUUACACCGGCCUUGCAGAGUAUCCAGACUUUUUUGCUGUGUGCCUUAUAUUAAUUCUAGCAGGUCUUUUAUCUUUUGGAGUAAAAGAGUCUGCUUGGGUGAAUAAAGUCUUCACAGCCAUUAAUAUCCUGGUCCUUCUCUUUGUUAUGGUUGCUGGCUUUGUGAAAGGAAAUGUGGCUAACUGGAAGAUUAGUGAAGAGUUUCUCAAAAAUAUAUCAGCAAGUGCCAGAGAGCCGCCUUCUGAAAAUGGAACAAGUGUCUAUGGGACCGGCGGCUUUAUGCCUUAUGGCUUUGCAGGGACUCUGGCUGGUGCUGCAACUUGCUUUUAUGCCUUUGUGGGAUUUGACUGCAUUGCAACAACUGGUGAAGAAGUCCGGAAUCCCCAGAAAGCUAUUCCCAUUGGAAUUGUGACUUCUUUGCUUGUUUGCUUUAUGGCAUAUUUUGGGGUCUCUGCAGCUUUAACACUUAUGAUGCCAUACUACCUCCUCGACGAAAAAAGCCCCCUUCCUGUAGCAUUUGAAUAUGUUGGAUGGGGUCCUGCCAAAUAUGUUGUUGCAGCGGGCUCCCUCUGUGCUUUGUCAACAAGGUACAUUUCUUCUUGGAUCCAUUUUCCCAAUGCCUCGUGUAAUCUAUGCUAUGGCGGAGGAUGGGUUGCUUUUCAAAUGUCUAGCUCAGAUCAAUUCCAAAACGAAGACACCAAUAAUUGCUACUUUAUCAUCGGGUGCGGUAGCAGUCUUCUGGGCUCUAUGUUUCCUUUACCCCGAAUUCUGUUUGCGAUGGCCCGGGAUGGUUUACUGUUUAGAUUUCUUGCCAGAGUGAGUAAGAGGCAGUCACCAGUUGCUGCCACAAUGACAGCCGGGGUCAUUUCUGCUGUGAUGGCAUUUCUUUUUGAUCUGAAGGCGCUUGUGGACAUGAUGUCCAUUGGCACUUUGAUGGCCUACUCUCUGGUCGCAGCCUGUGUUCUCAUUCUCAGGUACCAGCCCAGCUUAUCUUAUGAGCAGCCCAGAUAUUCUCCUGAGAAAGAAGCUCUGGGAUCAUGUGCCAGCACAGCUUCAAAAAGCGAGUCCCAGGUCACCAUGUUGCAAGGACAGGGCUUCAGCCUGCGAACCCUCUUCAGCCCCUCUGUUUUGCCUACGCCACAGUCAGCUUCUCUCGUGAGCUUUCUGGUAGGAUUCCUGGCAUUUCUCAUCCUGGGCCUGAGUGUCCUGACCACUCACGGGGUGCAUGCCAUCGCCGGCCUGCAAGCCUGGAGCCUGGCUCUUCUCACCCUGUUCCUCGUGCUCUGCGCUGCUGUCGUCCUCACUAUCUGGAGGCAGCCCCAGAAUCAGCGGAAAGUAGCCUUUAUGGUUCCGUUCUUACCAUUUUUGCCAGCGUUCAGCAUCCUGGUGAACAUUUACUUGAUGAUUCAGUUGAGUGCAGACACUUGGAUCAGAUUUAGCAUUUGGAUGGCACUUGGUCUCCUGAUUUACUUUGCUUAUGGCAUCAGACACAGCCUGGAGGGUAAUCCGAGGGAUGCAGAAGAUGAAGAUGCUUAUUCAGAUACCAUUAAUGCAGCAACAGAAGAAAAAUCUGUUAUUCAAGCAAGUGACCGUCAACAAGGAAAUCUCACUUUACCUUUCCCGUUCCACGAAAAGACAAGCGAAUGUUAAUACUUGCAGAGCAGUGCUGGUCCACAGUCUUAACUUACACAUCCUACACUGAGUAAACCAUGACGGGAUGUCAUCAUCACACUAGGUUGUCACAGGUUUGCUGCAUACAUAGUUCACCCUAACUUCUACCUACUCAUCUGGACAGCAUCUCUUCAGCUGGUGAAUUAUGUGUCCAGGAAACCUCCAGAGCUCUCUCCGUAGUGUUGAAUAUCCCCAAAAUAGUGGGAGUAUGUGUGUGUACAUCUAUAUAUGUUUGGGAACAUGAAUGUUAAAAGUUAGUUGGUGUUUUACUAUUAAUGUGUUACAUUUCCCAGUGUUGUCAUUAGUGGGUGGUGUAGGCCACACAUGCUGAGAUAAGAGGUAAAUCACUGAACAGAAAAGUGUUUCUGUGUGCCCAGUGCAGUUGGGGAAAUAAUGGUUGCUUUUCCUUAUUAGGCUUCAUCAAUGCCAAUUUAGAACAUGCUGAAGAUGCAGCUACCCCUUCUGGUGUCUGUCACUGGUUAGGUGUAAGAGCAGGGGAUGAGGAACGAGUCUUUUCUAUAAGUUGUAAAUGCCAGCAGUGGGUUUAGUGCAGCUUUCUUUUCUAUGAGGUAUGGCAGUUUGCUAAAACUUUCGCCAGUAGGAGUGUUUCCUUCUGCUGCACUAUCUAGGGCUUUCCAGGUCACCACAUGAUCCAUCCCUUUGACCUCCUAUCUGCGAGAGCAGUGGUCCUUAAAUAUGAUGUCUUCACCUGCUGUGAAUGACAUACCCCUGCAACCCAGUGAGGGUCUUGAGAGAGGUACUGUGAUCUACCUGGGACCUUUUAAACUAGAUAAAGAAGGUGGUCCUCACAGCCAGAAAGCUUGUAUAAGUGGCAAUGAUGGGGAUAUGUUUGAAGAUCAAAGAGUUAGGCAUAUGCUUGGGUAAGUAGACAAAGACACCAAGCAUCUUUUCUUAAAAUGUCAUUUAAAUUAAGCCAAUAGACUCUCCCAGAUCACACAACUGGUGGAAUGAUUCAUACUUCUUUCUAUUACUUAAUAACUAAUCACAAUUCAGUUUUUUAACCUUAUCAGGCACAGAAUUCACUCCUUUGUUUCUAUUAUUAUUUUUUCCUGUCCUGGAUAUGAGGGGCUA
Galeopterus variegatus (Sunda flying lemur) is the source of this 3231-nucleotide messenger RNA. It is a transcript of the gene SLC7A2, whose product is annotated as solute carrier family 7 (cationic amino acid transporter, y+ system), member 2. NCBI's taxonomy places the organism in Eukaryota, Metazoa, Chordata, Mammalia, Dermoptera, Cynocephalidae. Gene Ontology annotation, biological process: transmembrane transport; amino acid transport. The transcript is spliced from 12 exons. The coding region runs from base 1 to 2118 and encodes 705 amino acids. Gene Ontology annotation, cellular component: plasma membrane. Gene Ontology annotation, molecular function: amino acid transmembrane transporter activity. The record is from RefSeq and is a predicted model, not a curated record.